CACCCACUGGGGCAUCAUGUUUGUGAGACUCGCAAUAGCUAGUUUGUUAAGAGGCUAUAGCUGAAUGUGCAGCAAAGACUCCAAGUCUAACUGCGCUCUUUGGUUUAAAUCACUCAUUUAGAGUUCAGUAAGAUGGAUAUGAAAAAGAGAAUUCACCUGGAGUUGCGGAACCGGACGCCGUCAGACGUAAAAGAGCUCGUGCUCGACAACUGUCGGUCAAAUGAGGGCAAAAUCGAGGGCCUCACCGAUGAGUUUGAGGAACUGGAAUUUUUAAGCACAAUCAACGUAGGCUUAACAUCAGUCGCCAACUUGCCGAAGCUAAACAAACUCAAAAAGCUUGAGCUUAGCGAUAACAGAAUCUCAGGGGGUCUGGAGGUACUGGCAGAGAAGUGUCCCAACCUCACCCAUCUCAACCUCAGCGGCAACAAAAUUAAAGACCUCAGCACCAUCGAACCCCUGAAAAAAUUGGAAAGCCUCAAAAGUUUAGACUUGUUCAACUGCGAGGUGACAAACCUGAAUGACUACAGAGAAAACGUCUUCAAGCUGCUCCCUCAGUUGACGUAUCUGGACGGCUAUGACAAAGAGGAUAAAGAAGCCCCCGACUCUGACGCCGAAGCUUACGUCGAAGGCCUAGACGACGACGAGGACGAUGAAGAUGAGGGAGAAGAGGAGGAGUAUGAUGAAGAUGCAGCUCCAGGAGAUGAGGAUGAAGAAGAGGGAGAGGAGGAUGAUGAGGAAGAGGGAGAAGAGGAGGAAGAAGAGGACAUCAGCGGAGAGGAAGAGGAGGAGGAAGAGUUAAAUGACGGCGAGGUAGAUGAUGAGGAAGACGUUGAGGAGGAGCGGGGUCAGAAGAGGAAAAGAGAGCUGGAUGAGGAAGGGGAGGAAGAUGAUGACUGAACAUGCACUCCCCCCAAUCGUGAUCUGACCGUUUAACCCCUGUAUAUCUGUCCUGUUGUCACUCUGCGAUGGUUUGGGGAGGUAUUCAGAUGGUAGGGGGUGGGUUAGUGUAAACGAGGACACAAUUUAAAUAUUUGUUUUUAGACUUUUUGUUGUUGAUGUUGUUGUUGUUUUCUUUUGGUUUGGUUUGUACUUUCAGUUUGAUUCCCUUCAUUUUCUCCAAAAGCUCUUCAAAUGGCUGACAACACAGUGUGGAAAAUUAUUAUUGUUGGAAAAAAGAAAAAAAAAAAAGACCAGUAUGCUCUUGUAAUUUUUCCCUUGUCUUUACUGUUGAUGCCUAAAUGCUGGUGAUGACUUAUGUAUUAAAAAAGAAAAAACAACCAAAAACCUUUUAGAAGUGCAUGGCUGACUCUAUUUUAAAGUUGACUACUGGAUUACAAGGAAGAACAUUUUCUAACCCACUUUUUUAUUGCAUCUUUUAUUUGUGUAUUUCGUUUCUUUGGUGUUUUCUUCAUCAUCAUCAACACCACCACCGUGUGACGUGCUAUUUAGGCAUGAAGAACGCAUCAUGAUGUCUGCUUGGACAUGCAGAGUUCAACCUCUCAAUGUGAUUUUUAUUUUUACUUUAUUUUUUAAUGUCGAAUGUCUGCCCUUGUCAAAUGAGCCCUAAACCCCUUCUCCCUUUUGUGUGGAUAGUUCAGAGGCUUUGUGUUCUUUGUAAAUAAUGACCAAAUAUAUUUUUUUUCUGAUUCCCUUUGAUAAUGGCAGACAUUUUCACAAAUAAUCUCAGUUGUAACCAUUAACUGUAAUAAAAUGAAUGAAAACGCAA
Molecule: messenger RNA, 1726 nt
Organism: Cyprinus carpio (common carp)
Lineage: Eukaryota; Metazoa; Chordata; Actinopteri; Cypriniformes; Cyprinidae
Product: acidic leucine-rich nuclear phosphoprotein 32 family member D-like
Biological process (GO): regulation of apoptotic process
Cellular component (GO): nucleus
Molecular function (GO): histone binding
Source: RefSeq, a predicted model, not a curated record